This is a messenger RNA of Phytophthora sojae, 3501 nucleotides long. RefSeq lists its product as hypothetical. Lineage: Eukaryota; Oomycota; Peronosporomycetes; Peronosporales; Peronosporaceae. The record is from RefSeq and is a predicted model, not a curated record. The transcript has 9 exons. The coding region runs from base 1 to 3501 and encodes 1166 amino acids.
AUGACGGGAAUCUCAAAGUCGUGGAGGUCGACGGGUCUGUGGCCAGUCAACAGGGAAAAAGUGCUUCGCAAGAUCAAGUCCGUGUGCAACGCUGCAGUCAAAAUACGCCAAUUUGUGGCCGUCCAUGAACCGCUUCCUGUUGAUCAGAUCGACGAGAGGGGUCUCCAACGCCUACGAAACGAAGACAUUGACUUUGCUGGGUUUCGUGCAUACAGCAUCGUCAACCGAGACCUAGCCAAGCCGUCUAAGGUGCGCGAGAGGUCUCCAACGAAGACAUUGAUUAAGCUCGGUCCGAGACGCUUGCUGACGCACGAAGCCUGCAUGGCUGAAGAAGAAAAGAAGGCUGAAGAAAAGCGCCGAGAAGCAGAACUCACGGCUGCGCUGGCCCGCGUGUUCCGGGCGCUCGGCGUCGAUCCCGCUGACAUGGCUCCCACUGCGUCGAGUUCUGGUGGCGGCCUCUCCGGCCAGGCUUCUGCUGCGUCUUCGCCUGCUCGGUCGUCGUCUUCUGCUCGCGCUGGGUCGACGGCUGCCGGUACUCCGCGUCCAGGCGAUGCCGCACAGUCGGCUGGUGGCGUGCCUCCGCAGCCACUAAUCGAGGCUAUGCGUGGCCACGAGUCUUCGGGAACCCCGGCAACAUCUCGCCCUGGGUCUCCUGGUUCUUCUCAGCCUGCUCCCGACAACUCGCGCGGUCGUGGUCAAGUUAUGCGUCGCGACGCCCUUGAGCAGCUGGUCCGUGAUGCAUGUGAUGAGUCGUCGGAGCGCAUCUUGGCGGUGCUGGGCUCGAAGCUGGAGUCUCUCGGCCGUCUCUCGGUGAACCUGCACCUGGGACCGAGCAUCCGUGGUGAUCACCGCGUGGGUUCUCGCCUGGCGUCGGCCCGGAACCUCGAUGAAGUGGUUACUGCUGCGGAGCCGAACAUGAAUGUUGGCGAAGGCUCGACGCUGGGCAUGGCAACUAUGCGCGCCCGGCUGCACUCUGCUGAGUCAGCGCAGGCUGCUGCAGAGAAUCGGUUGUGGUCGCAGACGUACUCUUUGGAGAACCAGAAGGUAUUCUUGAAGAACGCGAACAACGAGAUCGCACAGCUGAAAAAGGAGGUCGCGCAUCUUCGUCAGCUGGAGGCUCAUUACAUCGUCGAGCUCGAGUCGUCGAACGCCGCCGUGGAUGGCCUCAUAGAGUGCUCCGAGCGGCAGGAGAAUCGUGUCAGGGUGGCCGAAGACUCGCAAGCUCGGCGCUUGCACGAUCUGCUGGCUCGCUCGGACGCCGCCGACGACACCGCACCAGCUCGCCUUCGCCGACGCAAUGAGGACCUCAAAGAGCAAGUGAAGUGGCUGACCCGUGCCAACAAGACGCUUCGCGCUCACGUGCAGCUGGAAGAAAUGGACCCCGACGUCCUGGUCCUCGCCGUAUCUCGACUGAAGCCGUACCGUACAGCAGACCGCCCCAAGCCGGACAGAGAUAUCGCCGAAGACUUGGCUCGGACUGCCUUCUCACUGAAUGACUCCAUCGGGGAUCCCUUGCGCAAGGACACUCCCGCUGGUGCAAACAAGACCACUCCGGGGACGUCUGCCACUGCAGUCAAGAAAUCUCGCGCGUCGCGUCGGUCAUCGCCUUUUUCACGGUUCUCGUCCCGCAAGACGUCUCGCGAAGACUCGGGCUACGUCAUGCCUGCUGCUUCCCCAGCUCGGCCGAGUCGCUCAGGGUCGAAGGCUCGCAAGACUUCUGCCGAGUCAUCGGCUGGGUCAUCGGCGUCAUCGUCUCCCGUGAGGAAGUCGUCGGAGAAGCCCAAGAAGUUGCCCAAGAAGUGGAAGGAGUCUCGCUGGGCACGAAGUCGUUCUGCGUCGGUGCCUCGCGGCUCUCCGGUCUACGCGCGCUUCAUCGGUUCCAGUGUCUCUCCGCCCACGAGUGCUGCUCCAGUCGCGAAGGCUACUGCGCCCUCUGUUCCUUGUUCUGCGCCGCCUGCUGCUUCUGCGGAAACUCCUGUCCAAGCUGUUGUCCCAGUCUCUGGUUCCGGUGAUGAUCCACAAGUUGGUGGCUUGAGUCAUCGGGCUGAUCGCGGAGAGACGGACCAGCGGUCAGCUUCAGUCGAGCAGUCACCGGAGGUGCCUCAGUGGUUCGGAGAUGACUCGGAUGCUGGAUUGACGGAGGGUCUGGUUGACGACUCAGUGGUUGAUGGCGGUGCUGCUUCUGCUGAUGAGGAGGAACUCGACGAGUGGGAGGGAGAGCGCGUUGAGGUGGUUGCUGUAGUUCCAGCUCCGUCACCUCCGGUUGCUGACGGUCUGUCGUCAUCGGCUUCCACUGAUCUCUCGUCACCUGCGCCAGCUCUGAGUCUUCGGCUUCUCUUCCGCUUGUUCCUGCAGCUGCUGCUGAGUCGACGGACACCUCGGUCGCUGUCUCAUCGGUUCACCGGUCUGCAAAUGCAGCAUCUCAGAAGGACCAAGUUCAAGUUCUGCGCGCUCUCUGUGCAGCCCGAGAUGUGCUGCCCACUGCUCUGCUGGAUCCAGAUUUUGAAUUGCGAGUUGCCGACUCCUAUUCCCGGGGAUGCUCGGAUUGCUGCCACGGCUGCUGGUAUCAAGGCGUUUAAAGACUUCAAGAACCCGGACCACCCUUGGCAGCAGCUUUGCCGGCGUCUGCCGGAGCACGCAUGUUUGUUCGACACCCAUGGAUUUGAUCCUUCUGUCAAGGUAUCCCAGCGAGCGCCCCCGACGACUCGAGUUAACGGGUAUUGGAGCAACUUUCGAGGGUACGGGGAUCCUGUCGAUAUUGAUCUUGGGUUCUCGGAUUGGGAGCGUUACCACUGGAUUCCGGCUCCCGCCGUGGACAAUUGCUUCCGGAUCGCUACCAAGGAGCUGGAAGGGAAUAAUUGGUCCCCUGAGGCGAAGGCCAAAGUUCGAGCUGAGCUGGACGAGGCCAAGGCUGAGUGGUUGGCGUAUGCUACCGAGCGGAACAAGCGCUGGGAUCGGUUCCGAGCCGAGAUCAUCUACCAGGUCUGGAGGUGGUUUGUCAGCAAGGAACCGAAGUUCGCUGCUCUCCACACCGAGUCUUUGUUUGAGCCUUCUAUGCUGGGUUGCCCUUUCGACAACCUCACGUGGCUGCCCAAGACGACCGACUGGGUCAGCGAGAUUUCGGCGUUGGACGCGGCUGAGCCGUGGCGUAAUGGCUGGGUGGAUGUUCCUGCCCAGCAUCCGUACAACACGACGUUCUUCCCCUGCAAUCCAAGGUUUCCGCUGUUCGUCCCUACAAACACCACGCGCGAGGAAGUCGGGCGCCAGAUCGUCGUUUGUCCCGACCUCACGCCAAACGAGAUCGCGGCUGAUUGGGAUGCUGGUUUCCGUGAACCUGCCCAAGCUUCGGACGAGUCUUCGGGUCCUGAGCCAAGCGAGCCUCCGGCGUCUGCAGCUACUUCUCACGUGGCUAUCGACAACUCGGACCACCUCCAGGUGCUGGCGCAGGCUGCAGCUUCUGCUGAGUUGCAGGGCGACGCUCGCGAGGAUGGUGACGACUAG